AGACGUCGGUGCUUGGAGAUACUCGAGGAAAACAGGAAAAUAUCUGCUGCUGGAUGUUAACAUGCAGCGCUGCACGCCUUAAACUAAACACACACUCAAACACACACACACACACACACACACACACACACACACUUUGUGUUGCUGCAGCCAUGCCAGGAAUACCUGCUGAAUAUCUGCUGCAUGGGACGUGAUGGAUUCUACUGAUGGAAAGUGACACCGGAGACAGCGACGGAGGAUAAUCAUGAUGGAAGGCGGAGUGAUUCGUCCGGAGCCACAGCAUCGCUCAAACCCUCUGCAGCACAGCGACGCUCCCUGAAGGACACGUCGACCUUGACAGAUCACAAACUGAAAGGUUGCCUCUCCUUCGCCAGAAACUGGAAGACGACGGGCCAAGAGCUCCGGGGACGGGGCGUCAGCAGAAAUACUCUUUGUCUCGCUGCAGGAACAAAUGAGCCUUUAUUUGUGAAGUUAAAAUUGCUAACAGCUGACUCCGCAAGGGCCAAUUACCGACUGAAGGGAACACAGGGGCCAAGAUGAAGGAGACAGCGUUUGUGGCUUGUUUGCUGGCGGAGCUGUCUUUUUUUCUGGCCUCUGCGGGGGCCGCUCAUUGCCCGGCACUGUGUCGAUGUGAGACACGACCCUGGUUCUCACCCAGCUCUGUUUACACCGAGGCUGCCACGGUGGACUGUAAUGACUUGGGCCUCUCUGAGCUGCCGGAGAGACUCCCCUCAGAAACACAGGUGCUGCUGCUGCAGACAAACAACAUCGUUAACGUGGAGAAAACUUUGGAUUACUUGGCCAACAUCACGGAAAUCGACUUGUCUCAGAAUAACAUUUCCUCGGUGAGCGAUGUUUGUCUGGGCUCCCUCCCCCGGCUGCUGUCGCUCCACAUGGAGGAGAAUUGGAUUCAGGAGCUUUCUGACAGCUGCCUCUCCACCUGGCCCAAUCUCCAGGAGUUUUACAUCAACCACAACCUGAUUUUCUCCAUCACUCCCGGAGCCUUCCAGGGCCUGAGCCGGCUGCUGAGGCUCCAUCUCAACUCCAAUCGCCUGACGAGCGUAGACAGCCGGUGGUUCCAGCAUCUCCCCCACCUGGAGAUAUUGAUGCUGGGAGAGAACCCCAUCAUCCAGCUGUCAGACAUGAACUUCAAACCCCUGGCGAACCUCCGCAGCCUGGUGCUUGCCAAGAUGAAUCUGACUGAAAUGCCUGAUGACGCUCUGGUUGGUCUCGAGAAUUUGGAGAGCAUCUCUUUCUUUGACAAUCUGCUCAAUCGAGUCCCCAGAGCGGCACUGAUGAGAGUCAAGAACUUAAAGUUUCUGGAUUUAAAUAAAAACCCGAUCGAGAGGAUCCAAAGAGGCGACUUCAUGGACAUGAUGCACCUCAAGGAGCUCGGGAUCAACAGCAUGCCCGAGCUCGUGUCCAUCGACAGUUUCGCGCUGAACAACCUACCAGAGCUGACGAAGAUCGAGGCCACCAACAAUCGCAGGCUGUCCUACAUUCACCCAAGGGCCUUCCACAAGCUCCCCAGGCUGGAGACCCUGAUGCUGAACAGCAACGCUCUGAGCGCGAUCCAUCACGGCACCGUGGACUCCCUGCCGAACCUGCGGGAGGUCAGUCUGCACAGCAACCCCAUCCGCUGCGACUGCGUCAUCCGCUGGGUCAACAUGAACCGGACCACCGUUCGGUUCAUGGAGCCCGACUCCCUGUUCUGCGCGGAGCCUCCGGAGUACCAAGGCCAGCACGUCCGGCAGGUGCAUUUCAGGGAGAUGACGGAGAUCUGCCUUCCUCUGAUCUCUCCGGGGAGCAUCCCGGAUCGGGUGGAAGUCGGUAAAGGGAGGUCCGUGUCGCUGCACUGCCGGGCGUUUGGAGAACCGGAGCCUGAGAUCUUCUGGGUGACGCCUUCGGGUGACAGGGUCCUGCCCGGGAGUGUGUCCGAUAAGUACUACAUGCACCCCGAGGGAACCUUUGACCUGUACGGUGCCACGGAGCAGGAAGCCGGCUCGUACACCUGCAUCGCCCACAACCUCGUCGGGGCAGACCUCAAGUCUGUGAUGGUGUCGGUGGACGGAUACAUUACCCAGCCUUCGAAUCAACCGGUACACGUCCAUAUCGCAUCAGUCCAGUCUCAUUCUGUCAGGGUUUCCUGGGAGAGCACGGGGGGGUUGGUAUCACAACUAAAAUGGUCCCUUUUAGCCGACGUCAGCAGCAGCGGUUCGGUGCCGUUCACAGCCAGGCUUCCUGCGGAUGUCAGAGAGUACCGCAUCAGACAGCUGAAGCCUUCCACGUCUUACCGGGUCUGUGUUGAGGUCCAGCCCGGGUACAGCAGGGACUGUGUCAACGUGACCACAAAGGAGGCAGCGUUCCCGGGGAGGAAGACGGAGAACUGGGACGCUCUGGUGAUGGCUUCCUGUGCCGUGUUCUUCAUCGUGGUUGCCGUGGCUUGCUCCGUGAUCUAUACGUCUCUGUACAGCCAAAUGUUUUACAGGAAACUGAUAGCAGACCCGGAUGAAACGCUGCUGAUUCCCAGCACUCAUUCCUCCUCCUCCUCUUUCCUGGAAUUCGGUGCGUCCGGGAUCAAAGUGAGGGCCACUGUAAUAGACUUACCGGACAUGUAAGAAACGUCCUCGUCUGUAGAAGCACUUUGGGAUAACCAAGAGGGAUUGACGCGGGACAAUGUCAUUGAUGAGGCUCUCUUUCAGGACUUAUGAUGGGACACUUUGCAAUGGAGGAAAUUCAUACAUAUUUACAUAAAUGGCUGAAAAGCAGAGACUGUUUUGUAUUCCAACUUGUGUCAUUAUAAGAAGAGUGAUCCGGCGGAUAUCUUGACUUUAAUCUACACGCCUGCUGGUCCUUCCUGCAGUGCAACCAGAGCAAAGCACAGCAGAGGAACCUUUCUGUCUGAAGUGCUGUGUGCAGACGGCCUUUAUGUCUGCUUUUUCUUUGCUGUGUUUCAUUAAACGGUGCCAACAAGCAAAGGUAGUUUAUAACGGCAGAAGAAAAAAAAACAACCUUGUUAGUCUAAUGUACAAUUAA
Molecule: messenger RNA, 3036 nt
Organism: Eleginops maclovinus (Patagonian blennie)
Lineage: Eukaryota; Metazoa; Chordata; Actinopteri; Perciformes; Eleginopidae
Gene: lrrn3a
Product: leucine rich repeat neuronal 3a
Exons: 2
Coding region: 537-2618 (693 amino acids)
Cellular component (GO): extracellular matrix
Molecular function (GO): protein binding
Source: RefSeq, a predicted model, not a curated record